AUGUUUGGGCAAAAUAAUUCUUCUGGUUUCGGAGGAGGAACUGGGGGUUUUGGACAAAAUAAUCAGCAAACAGGAGGUCUGUUUGGGUCCAAUACUAAUAACACAGGGAAUAGUUUAUUCGGUUCCCAAAACAAUAAUGCAGGUGGUUUUGGACAGAGCACCACGCAACCUCUUUUCGGAUCGAAUACAGGAAGUGGCUUAUUCGGUAAUCGCAACCCUGCACCUGCUUCAACAGGUACUGGGUUUGGAAUGAAUUCGGGAACCGGAGGCGGUUUAUUUGGUCAAUCAAGUGCUCCUGCUUUUGGCGGUACAAAUACAUCAAGCGGUGGUGGCCUUUUCGGUAAUGCAAGCGGUGCUUCUGCUCCUUCCACAGGAAGUGCGUUUUCAUUUGGCUCCAACAAUACAGGAACUACUGGAUUUGGUACUCAGCCUUCUAGCGGCGGUGGUUUGUUUGGCUCAGCAUCGACUGGUCAAGCUCCUGCUUUUGGUUCUUCGGGAUUUGGGGCAGGAAGCACGAAUACGAUCAAUGGUACGGCUAAUCCUCCUUACGCGGUAACAUCUGAAAAGGACGCACAAACUAAUGGUACAAGUGCUUUUCAGUCCAUAACGUGUAUGCCGGCGUAUAGGCAGUAUUCUUUUGAAGAGUUACGCUUACAAGAUUAUAAUCAAGGUCGUCGAUUUGGAAACCCUACAAAUGCAACUUCCACUCCAUCAACUUUUGGGUCUACUCCCGGAUUUGGUAGUUCCACCACAGGCUUCGGUCAGACUGCCACUCCUACUUCAAAUUCUAUCACUCCUUUUGGAUCUUCUAAUACGAAUGCUAAUACUGGUGGAGGUCUUUUUGGUGGCGGAUCUGCGUUUGGUGCUAGCAACCCGAGUACUACGUCUGGAUUCGGCGCGAAUGCAACGAACACUGGAGGUGGUGGCUUGUUUGGUCAAUCAAAUCAAGCAGCAACUACUCCUUCGAGUGGAUUAUUUGGCGGUGCCGGCGGCGGAUCGACUUUUGGUCAACAAAAGCCAGCUUUUGGAUUUGGCGCUAAUACAAGUACUGGCGGUGCCGGUGCUGGUGGUUUAUUCGGCUCUUCGGCCUCCAAUCCUUCUACCAAUACCGCUGGUACAGGCACGGGCGGUGGAUUAUUUGGUAACACUGGAGGUGGUUUUGGAACGGGUAACGCCAAUACGGGAUUUGGUAGUUCUGCUCCAGCUAAUCCACCUGCAUCCAAUCCAACCGGAGGCGGUUUGUUCGGAUUUGGUAAUAAUGCCGCUUCUGGGACAAAUACUAGUGCUCCUGGAAGCUCAAGCCUUGGUUCCGGUAGCGGUUUCUCUUUUGGUGCCAAUAAUGCUGCUUCUAAACCAUCAGGUUUUGGAUUUGGUUCUAACACUGGUUCAGGUACUGGUACCACUGCUCCAGCAUCAUCCGGCUUUUCUUUUGGUCAGCCAUCUAGCACAACUCCUAAGCCAGCUUUUGGGGCCACUUCCACUGCCCCGCCUGCUAAACCUGCUGGCGGCGGUUUAUUUGGUGGGUUUGGUGCCGCUAGUACUCCUUCGACGGCUACCAAUAAUACCGCCCCUAACACAGGUUCUACGGGAGGUUUAUUUGGUAAUACGGGCUCUACUGGUGGGGGAUUGUUUGGUAACACCAAUACUAACACGGGUGGUUCCGGUCUUUUUGGAAAUAAUUCAACUCUAAAUAACCCUCCUAGCACGGGAGGUGGUUUAUUAGGAUCUGGUACGAACACUUCUACUGCACCAGGUACUGGUUUGUUUAGUAAACCAUCGACAGGGACUGGACUGUUUGGUUCCAAUAAUACUUUGCAACAACCCUCCGCUACAGGUUCUUCCGGGCUGUUUGGUUCCUCAAACAUGAAUAAUCAAACUCAGCCAGCUGGUUUGGGAUCUGGCUUGUUUGGUGGUACUUCUCAAAUUGGGCAGCAAUCACAACAACCUCUUCAAGCAAGCAUUGAUCAAAAUCCAUAUGGUAGUAAUCCGUUGUUUUCUAGUACCGUAUCCCAAACUGCACCAACUUCAAUACAAGAGCCUAUUGCUUCUCCUUUAACAACGCAACCUGCUCCAAAGAAAGCGGCAUCAUUACCUCAAUUUUGGCUGUCCCCUAGAUCUAGUAAUCGUUCCACUGUUGCUACCAUCUCUCCUUUUGCAAAGUCUGCUGUAAUGAAUUCGGCAACAGCUCCCAGCAAGCCAAAAUCUUUGCAUUUGUUUGAUUCACUGAAUGACGAUGUAUUAUUAAGCAAGGAUGCUUUCACCCCUAGACAGAAUAUUAAAAAAUUGGUUAUAACUCCAAAAGUCUCUCGAGAUGAAAUUCUUCAGGAUAAAAGUACAUCUCAAUCUUCUGAUCAAGUGACAAAAACAGAUGGUGCUGUGGGACAAGAGACAACGAAGGAUGAAGGUGAUCGAAGCUUUACCUUACCCGAUGGUUACUGGAUGAAACCAAGUGUUGAGGAGUUAGUCAAGUAUCCUAAAGACAAAUUAAGUUCUGUACACCAAUUCUGUGUAGGGCGUGCUGGUUAUGGUCAAGUUUCCUUUUUGAAGCCUGUCGAUUUAACAAAGUUCGAAAAGAUUGAAGAUAUUCCUGUCAAUGUUGUCCUCUUUGAGAAGAAGAUAUGCUCUGUCUAUCCUGAGGAAGGGUCUAGUCCUCCAGUCGGAGAAGGUUUGAAUGUUCCUGCCAUUAUUACUCUUGAAAAUGCAUGGCCUGUAUCCCGAGAAACAAGGGAACCUAUCAAAAAUGCUAAUCAUCCCAGAUAUGCUCAGCAUUUGAGGCGUCUUCAGAACAUUAAGGAAACAGAGUUUAUUGAUUUUAAUGACGGCAAAUGGACCUUUAAAGUUCAACACUUUUCUAAGUACGGAUUAUUCGAUGAAGAUUCUGAAAACGAUGAAGAUUUGGAGGAUGAGCCCGCCAACAAUGAAGUUUCAUCGAAAAGUGAUUUAGGUAAUUCAGAAAUGUAUGAGAAGUCGAGUUAUCAAGGCUCGCAAUCUAACAAGACACAACUUACUCACAAUACACCAGGCUCUUUUCCUCCCAAUAAUCAACUGAAUUCUUUCCGCAAAUUCAAUGAUCAGAGUGAAAGCUCUGAUGAUAACACAUCAAAAAAGGCAAAAGUGCGAGUGGAAGAAGUUGGAACCACAUUCCCGCUGUCUUCAAACGACAAUAUGGUAGACAAAGAAGGAGAAACCAGUGAUUUGUUAUCGAACGUGAGUGAUAAUUCUGACGACUUAAAUGACUUUGAAAAUGAAAACAUGUUGAAGGAAGAAUCUGAUCAGGUACGAAGUUCAGACGUGCAAGGUUCAACGGAGUCGAUGAACAAUCUAAUUAAUGCGAGUACUUGGCUGGAGCAUCUGAACUUAGGGUUACAGAGAUCUGUACUAAUAAAGUCUAAAAUGGCAAACGCUUUUUCGUUACCCCAGGGCAAUAAGGAAAGUCCUGGAAGCUAUGUUUAUGACUAUUAUGACAUGGAAAAAGAUUUGUUCGGUGGCAGCAUAACUGCUAAAGAUCAUUCAUCGAGUUUGGACAACAAUAUUAAAAGUAUUCCAAAGUUUACAUUUUAUCCGAAUGGAUCAUACGUACAAAUAAUCAAUGGACAUCUUAAAAUGGACUCAGUGGAAAAUAUUUUUAGUUUUACUAGCCCAAGAGACGAAAAUUUCGUAAAGUCACUUGAGUAUCAGCUCUCUAAAAGCGAGGUAUAUGUUGAUGUUAAUGGUGUAUGUUCUAUAUCACCGCGUUUAUCAAUGGUUGUCGGCGAUUUAGUAGCAUUUACAAAAAACGUUGAUCAUGUCAAAAUUUGGGAGUUAGCGUCAGUUUUAUUUGACAUUACUGACGUUGAGGUUCCAACUUCUUUGUCUCUCGAAGCUCGAGAAAUGCUUUCUGAGAAAAUUGUUCGGGAUCGUUUGUCCGAGUGGAUUACAAAGAACGUCAAAGAAGAGACGUUAGCAAGGGCUCAAAAGGCCUCAUGCUCUGAAGAAAAAAUAUUUAUAUUAUUGACAGGUAAUCAGAUUAGCCUUGCUUGUGAAGAAGCUGUUAACUCGGAAAACAACCGUUUGUCGACUUUGAUACCGCUAGUCGAUAGCGAUUUUGAUAUCCAAGCUGAAGUUAAACAACAGUUGAAUCAGUGGCGAGAACGUGGAGAUCUUGCUUAUAUCAACAAGUAUACCCGUCUUAUUUUUGAACUACUCUCUGGUAACACUGAUUUAGCUGAAGGUUAUGGAAGAUCUGGAGAAGAGGGUUAUGUUCCUUCGGUGUUUAUCUCUCAAGAAUUAAGUUGGUUAUGUGCUUUUGGUAUGAAGUUAUGGUAUAACACUGAUAUCAAUAUUGCUGAAGCUGUUUCGUUAUACAUGGAGUCCUUAAAAAUGUACGAAAAAGAAUUACGAAGACCUACAGUGUCUACUGAGUCUAACGGAGAAGUUUGCGAUUUAAUGUUUGUGUUAUUGAAGGCGUAUGCAGUCGGAGCAUCCCUUGAAGAAUUAACACUCCCGGAAAGCGCGAAAAGCCAUCCACUAGACUAUCGCGUAGUUUGGCAGUUGGCAAUAUUUCUGUCGAGAGCUCGAAAUAUCUGUGAUUUUUCGGACAGAGACGCCAUGGAUGAGGUAAUAGAUGAAGGCGGUAUGCACUUCAAACCUCAGAGCGUAAGAGCAGAUAAUUUAACACUUUCGCUCGCCUGUCAGCUUGAAAGUAUGGGUUAUUGGCAAUGGGCUUUAUUUGUGCUUCUUCAUGUGGAAAAUGUUGAGACACGUAUAUCCAGUGUUAAAAGUUGUCUUGCUCGUAAUGUCACAAUGGAUUCAACUGAUGAUGAUGAAAAAUUGGUAAAAGAGUUACUCAUUCCAAACAACUGGAUUCAUGAAGCAAAGGCGUUAAGUGCUCGUUAUAAAGGACAGCAUGCAAAAGAAGUAACAUUCCUACAAGAUGCAAAUUUAUUUCAAGAAGCUCAUACCUGUUUGAUCCGAAGCAUCGCUCCUCAAGCCGUUAUCAGUAAUAACUUAGAAGAAUUAAAGUGCUUGUUAGGAGGAUUCCAUGAGCGAAUGGAAGGAAUAGUGGGUUGGAAAUUCGGCGGACAACUGUACUCUGACUACCUUGAUUUGGUGGAAGGGAAGUAUGAAAGUGAUGUCGAAAUGUUAAAAUUUAUUCUACAAAGAAUUACUAUUGCACUGAAAGAGGCCGAAUCACAAUCAAUUCAUCAAAAGGCCUCUUUAUAUAAGAUGACGCGUUAUGUGAACAAGCUAUGCUUAAGCCAGUCAUUAGAUGAUGUUGCGUUUAGUUUGCCUCUAACGACCACCAACAGUCUUCAGAAUUUGCAGUACGUUUCCGUUCAAUUUUAAAUCGCCUUCCUUGACAAUUUAUGUGAGUUUAUUUUUGAUUUAGAUAAAUAUUUUUAUAUAGAUGAAACGUUUCUGUAAAUAGUAUAGCUCUCUUUCAAUGGUUGUUUCCGUAUACUAAUUUUUAUGUAUGUAACAGUAA
Messenger RNA from Schizosaccharomyces octosporus yFS286, 5464 nucleotides. RefSeq names its product nucleoporin Nup189. Gene Ontology annotation, cellular component: nuclear pore cytoplasmic filaments; nuclear pore. Lineage: Eukaryota; Fungi; Ascomycota; Schizosaccharomycetes; Schizosaccharomycetales; Schizosaccharomycetaceae. Gene Ontology annotation, molecular function: structural constituent of nuclear pore. The transcript is spliced from 2 exons. The record is from RefSeq and is a predicted model, not a curated record. Bases 1 to 5325 code for a protein of 1774 amino acids. Gene Ontology annotation, biological process: post-transcriptional tethering of RNA polymerase II gene DNA at nuclear periphery; protein import into nucleus; RNA export from nucleus.